UACUAUUUCACAAGCGAAGUGGAACAUAAUGUGGAACCAGCACCCCAUCGUAAUUCAAAGAAAAAAGAUACUAAUCACUAUGUGCGCACAUGGGAGAGCACAAAAACCGCAAUCAAACAAGAAAGUAACUCCGCAAAAUUGCCACGAGAGGCAGUGCAUAACGUUGUAAACAAAAUUGGUGGAGUUCAGUCAUGUGCAGGAUUAGGACAAUUACCACGAGGCAGACAACAAGUCAAGGACUUAAAACGAAAAAAUGACAAGACUGUUCCGGGCAUUGGCUUCAAAAAUAUAUCUGGAAGUGGGAAAACCGACGAUCCAUGGUAUUGUUUGCUUAACGAAUGCAAGACGCAAGCACGCAAUAAAAAUAAUGCCUUUAUUCGAGAUGUCAGGGUUGCAGCUGAACCACUUUGCAUACUUGCAAGUGAAAGACAACUCAAUGACUUACAAAGAUUUUGUUGCAACAUUAACUUGUUUAAGCCUCUGACAGUCGACCCAACGUUUGACUUUGGAGAAUUUAACGUAACGCCCAUAUCGUACGAGAAUUAUUGGCCCAGUUUUGGUACAUGAAAAGAAAACAAAAGAAACAUAUUCCCUUUUCUGUGGAGCUUUGAAAACUUUAAAGCCGGGCUUGGCGAAUCUUCUAGCCUGCGGAAUAAAUGACGAAGAGACUCUUUCCAGCUCAUUUAGUGAAAAUUUUGAGAGAACGACUCAUCUUCUCUGUUCAAACCACUUACGGAAGAACGUGGAAAAUUGGCUAGUGGAAUUAUGUCUCACUGGAAAGAAAAAAGAAAGUAUUGUUGCAGAUAUCUUUGGCCGGCAAAUUGGAGACAUUUACGAACGUGGUUUGUGCGAUGCUGAAAGCCCCGAAAAAUUUCGUAGCCAAAUGGAAUUUAUCAAGGAAAAGUGGACAAAAGUCGAAAAGAAUGGUUUGAUAUUUUACGAAUGGUUUGUAAAAAACAAGGGAAAAAAUUCUUACAUCACCUUAUUGCCCCGGUUCGCCAAAGAGCAGGACUGGGCUGUCCACCAUCGAAAUUUACUACGAACAGAUCGGAACGAACGAAUGGGGUCAUUCAAGAUCAUAGUAAACGACAAUUUGGACAACGUCAAGUGGAUGUGUUUUCCUUUUCUGUCGCAUUAAAAGAAUUAAUAGACAUGCAAAAAAAGGAAAUCGAAUUAUCUGUGGUUGGAAAAGGCGAAUAUAUUAUACGUCCACCCUAUAAAAACCUACAAGUAACACCCACACAAUGGGUUCAAAUGACGCAGAAACAGCAGCAACAGGCUUUGACGAAAAUCCAUACCGCAAGUGUCGAAGAUGUAUCUGUGACUAGCGAAUCUUGUCUGACAACGGCAGUUUCAAAUGAAACCGAUCCAAUUUUGCACAAAUUCCUCGAAGCUGGUGUUGACUGGCUCCCGCGAGACGUACUUACGUUAAAAACAAAAAAAGCUGCCGAGAUUCACGCCGCAGGAACUGUGGUUGCACUUCCCUCAACUGACGCAACUUCCACAGUUGUUGUCCCCUCAAAGACCAAUCCCAAGCAGCCGCAUAUAGUUAACAUGUUUCCAAAUGGAAAAUGUGAGUGCGACAAAAAUUGUCCUGGAUAUACUGCGGAAAGUGUUUGCGCUCAUGUCAUCGCUGCGUGCCUAAAGAUGUCAAGGCUUUCAGAUUUCCUUAGAUGGUUUGUUUCUACCAAGAAAAAAACGGGAGGCGUAAAUUAUAGCAAGGCGGUGUCGUUCGGGAUGCCUAAGGGAAGAGGAAGGAAGGGAGAAGCACCGCCUCGGAAAAGAAAGAAAGAAUCCGUAACAACUGUUUCUGUAGAAAGAAACGCGAAUUCUACAGUAACCACUCCUGGUUUCCCUCAUGUACAGCAGAGUUAUCGGCCAGGGACAAUUGAGACGCCGUUUCGUUUCACACUGUGCCCCCCAUGCCCCCCACCUCAGCUACCUAUUAGUCCACCGUACCCAACUCCAGCGCCAAACACUUUUAUUCUUUAUUUUCUCUAG
This is a messenger RNA of Paramuricea clavata, 2001 nucleotides long. The record is from the annotation of a GenBank genome assembly. NCBI's taxonomy places the organism in Eukaryota, Metazoa, Cnidaria, Anthozoa, Malacalcyonacea, Plexauridae.